AUGCAGAAUGCUGAGUGCAGAAUGCAGGGUACAGAAGUGGAGAGUAAAUCUCCAAAUGAGACAAGCAUAGACCAAACAGUUGCCCCAGCUGUAUCAUCCUCAACCACAAGCAAUGCAGAAAGCACUCCCAACAUAGACGAACUGAACAUUUCUUCUCAGCUUCGAAAGUUCUCUUACAAUGAGUUUAAGUCUGCUACGAGGAAUUUUAGACCUGAGAAUCUCCUUGGGGAGGGAGGAUUUGGUUGUGUUUACAAAGGUUUGAUCAAUGAGAGUGGAACUACACCAGUGAGGCCUGGAACAGGGCUUACGGUUGCAGUAAAAACCCUCAAUCAUGAUGGACUUCAGGAUCAUAAGGAGUGGCUUGCUGAAGUAAAUGUUCUUGGUGAUCUUCUUCACCCUAAUUUGGUUAAAUUAAUUGGGUGUUGCAUUGAGGAUGAUCAAAAGCUGCUUGUAUAUGAGUUUAUGCCUCGGGGAAGUUUGGAAAAUCACCUGUUCAAAAGGUCUUUGCCUCUUCCUUGGUCUAUCAGAAUGAAAACUGCAAUUGGUGCUGCAAAAGGUCUUACCUUUCUUCAUGAGGAAGCUGAAAGGCCAGUCAUAUAUCGAGAUUUUAAAACCUCUAACAUCCUUUUAGAUGUGGACUGCAAUGCGAAGCUUUCUGAUUUUGGACUUGCAAAAGAUGGCCCAGAAGGAGAUAAGACCCAUGUGUCUACUCAAGUAAUGGGAACAUGUGGCUAUGCUGCCCCAUAG
Messenger RNA from Camellia sinensis, 747 nucleotides. Lineage: Eukaryota; Viridiplantae; Streptophyta; Magnoliopsida; Ericales; Theaceae. The record is from RefSeq and is a predicted model, not a curated record.